This is a messenger RNA of Trypanosoma conorhini, 4395 nucleotides long. RefSeq lists its product as uncharacterized. The record is from RefSeq and is a predicted model, not a curated record. Bases 1 to 4395 code for a protein of 1464 amino acids. NCBI's taxonomy places the organism in Eukaryota, Euglenozoa, Kinetoplastea, Trypanosomatida, Trypanosomatidae. The transcript has a single exon.
AUGCGACGGUGCGGCUCGCUGCUUCGCCCAGCGUGGCGUUGCACGGCUGCCGCGUACGCCAGCCGCGGCGCGGCGGCGCGGGGGCGGCGGGGCAGGCGAGCGUCUAGCGGCACCGCUGGCCUGCGUGACGCGGUUGGUAUGCUGAUCCCUGAGGCCUGCCUGCGCCGCGACCGGAUGUCGCCCGAGGCGCUGGACCGCUCCAUUGAGAAUAAGGCGCGUGGCCUGCUCGCCCUGGGCGCGGACGCAGCCGCCGAAGCGUGUGGCCCGUACGGCGCCUACUUUGAUCGGCGUGACAUUCGCUUUCAAGGGAGGAACGGAGACAUGCGCCAAUUUGCGGAGAUGGCGGCGAGGGCCGUCGCGGCGGAAAAUUGGAGUGACACGUCGCUGCGGGGCAAUGCCCCGCUGAGGGAUGCCGUGGCCUUCGUUGGGGGGAGGCGACAGAAGCGGCCGCUGCCGGGCGCCAUCGCAGACGCGCCCAAGGCGGCAUUCACCGGCGGGAGCGCGGCGAUGCUGCAGCGGGUGGUGCGACGUCACGGCGGUGAUUUGUCGUCACUUACGCAUGCUGUGGCUGCUGCGGGUGGCUGUGUGCCCGACGCGAACGCCGGGGACUGUCACGAUGGCGGCGGUGAGGGGAACAGGGCUACAGUGGCAGGGGAAGAGCCGAAGCUGGGGGCGUCAUCGCCGUCGUCGUCCGUAGUGACGGAAGGUAAACGACGCGUGCAGCGCCGUCAGCGUCGGCUUGAGCGCAUUAUGAGCCGUGAGGGGGCCGUGCAUCCUUGCGUGUACCAAGGCGGCUGUGCCUCACAGGGUGGGGCGGCAAUGUGUCCGUUUGCCUUGUACCCUGCAACGGUCUGCGUGGCAUGGCUGCGGCAUGGCUGCUGCGAGGAUGCCGUGCGUGGCGGUUGCCCAUGGUGGCACGGCAGCGUGGCUGGUACAGGCAGGGCAGAAGCUGUGGGCAACCGGCUCUUUGGCGACGUUGAGGACGCCGACGCCGGCGACGGCGAGCUGCUGCGUGAGAGCUUCGCGUGGAUGGCCGCGCUUCUGCAGAUGUUUUUGGACCUCGUGGUCACCGCGCUCGAGGACGCGCGGUUUGACUUCUCGGAGGGUCUCGUGUCUGCCGCGGCGGUGCGGGGGGUGCUUGCGGCGUCGCUAAGCGCGUCCUCGGGCGCCAGAGCGGGUCACGGCACCGCCAUGCCGCUGCACUACGACCCCGCAUGCGACUCUUUGUCGGUGGGGGAGGAGUUGGCGGUGAGUGCUCUCAUGGAGGCGGAGGCGGGGGCGGAGGAGUCGUUUGAUGUUCUGCUUUCCCGCGAGUCGGCGUCGUCCCGGUGGGGCGCGGAGGUGCCGCCCGGCGAAGCGGGAGACGCGGAGGAGCGGCUGCAUGCCCGCGCCGAACGGCGCCUUCGCCGCGUCCUCGCCAACUUCCGCGGCUACGUUUGCGCGGCUGGCGCCCACGCGGGGGCGGGGGAUCGCAUCGCCCUCUGCACACCGCUCACCCGGUGGCUGCUGCAGCGAGUCGCCGACGAUUGCCAAAGCCAGCGUAACCACGCCAACACCGUGGAGGCCACACCGCAGACGCUUUUUGAAGAGGCAAGCACCGCUCUCUUGCGUACGCACCUGCAGAGGUGUGGCGUUGGCAAGGAUGGCGUGACGGACGCUCCGGCGAACUUCCACCGCUGGCCCGGCCUGUCACUGUUGCAGCUGAUGUCGCUCCUUGCACGGACUCCAGCAUCGCGUGAGAUGACAACGGCUCUGGGGUGCGAGGAAAGCUCCUUUCUGUACACGGCGCUGCUCUCGCUGCACGUAACCGGAACACCCAGCUGGGCUGCGGACAAUGUGCAGGCGCGGUAUGUGGGUUGCUGGGUGUUCUUUCACUCGCUCCUCUCAACCCUUGCGCUGGGCCUCGUUCGUGCAGGCGUUCAACAAUUUACGCUUGCUCGCCCAGCCUUGCUGGGUGUGGCGCGGCAACUUGCCCGCGACGUGGAGCAGCACUUCUCCGUGCCGCUCCUGCGGAAGUCCGGGUGGUCGGCGUGGACGGACGAGCAAAUGUUUGCCGCGCAGCAGUCGCAGGCGUACACCGCCGUGGAGUAUGCGCGGUUCCACCUGCCUGCUAUCGCCCACUGCUUCCUGGCGGCUGUGUUGAACACGCUUCUGCUGCACGUCGCGAGGGAGGCGGCGCGGCGGUAUCAGCUGCGGCUGAGCCCUGUUGCCGCCGUGCUGUUUAGUAGGAGCCGGGACUUGGACUCGCCGCAGGAGUCGCUUCGACGCGAGCGAUGUCUUCGCAGCGGCGGCGGCGGUGUCGUGGUGCGGCGAGGCGUGCAGCCGUACGCGUUGGAGGCCGUGGCGCUUCUCUCCCGCCUGCAUGACGAGAAUAACGCGGUGCUGGCGCGUCGGCAACAUCUGAUGGAUGAGUUCAUGACACGGCGCGCGGAGUACCACGAGCGCACGGCGACGGAACUUGCACGCCGGCGGCAGAGCCACGGCAGCCACAAGCCGAGGCAAAACGGUGGCGUGCCCCCCGUUGACGCUGAGGACACCCACGUCUUUGAGAAGUUGCUGCCGCACGCCUCCGUCAUGGUCUCCGCGGACGUCCUGAGCUUCUUGCUGCCCGUCUUGUUCCGGGGCGGUGGGGCGUACAAGGCGCUGCGCCUCGCCUCGUCGGCGAUCCACGCCAGCAGAAUGCUGCGACACGCCGCAAAGCAGCCCAUGCCGUACCUCGUACAAGCUGAGAAGACGAUCUACAGGCGGACGCGACAAGGCGGGACGGGGCGUAAGCGCCUUAUUCGCCUCCGCGUUCCCGUGCUGCGCCGAGUGGACGCCGAAGCAGAGGCGCGGGAACGCGGCGGCGUGGGCGCGCGUCCCGUUGGGUUGUACCUGCAGCUCAGCGAAGGCGUCGUGGCGGAGAUGGCGGGCAUGGGCGCGCGCAUGGGAACGGCCGGCGCAAGGCUUGUGCGUGGGGUGUGCGAGGACAGCGUGCGGGGCCUGCUGGUGGACUACGCUGAGGGGCGAUGUUUGCCGGCGCCGGACGCCGCCGACGUCCACGAGGCGGGUUCCGUCGCCGCCGCCUUCGGCGCGAGGGCGCUUAAGGCCAUUUUGUCGCUUGCAGGUGUCGGCGGUCACGGCAGUGCCGGUGGCGGUGCUGGGGGGCACGCUGCAAUCCACGCGGCGGGCACCGUCAUCCUCGAGCGCCGCAUCCCACCCACGGCGCUCCUCUUGGAGACUGCCGCGGCCCUGACGCCGAGCAACGACCACGCGGCUCACGCGCUCUACGAGCGCGUCUGCGGCAUGGAUCCGAGGGCCCUUGUCACAGACCGGGUGUUGCUGGCGCAGCAGCAUCACGCGGCCCGACGCCACUUUGGACGGGCGACGGCUGUGGCCUCCGCCGUGUGGCUCGAUGUCGUCCGCGCGGGGCUUGCCUCGCUCUCGCGCCCCACAGCCGUCUUACUGCGGCAGGAGGCGGAGCAGCAGCUGCCCGCCUCCAUGGAGUUUGGGGAGGAGCCGCGGGAGAGGAGGCCGGCCCCACGCACCGUGGCGGAGCUGCGGGACUCCCUGGAGCACUUGGCUACGGCAGACGCCGUUGUGCCCACCGCCGGCAGUUGGUCUCAAGGCGGGUACGCGACGUACGUGACGCGGUCGCUUGCGGCGCACUGCAUGGACGCCGGUGCCCUGCGCCGGAUGCGGUGGGCCGUUCUCGCCGCCACGCUUCUCGCCGCUACAAGUGACACACUCACGGGCAGACAAGGGGUUUGGUCGCGACUGCUGCUGCGCAACACGUUCAUUGUGGCCCUGCAGGCAACGAGUCCGCAGGAACGCGAGCGGGAUACGCACGCGACGGUGCGUGUCUUCCUCCUCACGGACGUAUUCCGCCCCAUCAUCGCCACGGCGGCGCGGGCAGACGAGCAGGGAAUUGUGUGGGGCUCCGCCGCGGUGCGGGAUCUGCCGCAGUACCUCGCAGCGCAGGCACGGCUGGCGGAGCAGCUGCGCAGACAACCGCACGCUGGCGAAUUCCUCGCGGGGAUGCGCCGCGGCCUGCAGCUUCUGCCGCGCUUCAGGGCCGCACUGGGCCUCCACGACGACGGCGAUGACGCCGCCCGGUCGAAUGCCUGGCGCCUCCUUGAGCCCCUACUCCAGCACCCGGAGUUGGCGGCCGCGUGGCUGCAGAAGUCGCUUUUUGCGUUGCCGCCCGACCUCCUCCUCUGGAUCACCGCACGCGUCGACGUGAGCGACACGGCAGCCGCCUUCUCCCUCGCCGCAUGGUCGAUACUUCUGCACUCGAGCCGCGCCGUGGACGCGGCGGUUAGGCACACGGUACUCCAAACAACCUCCCGCAAACUCACUGCAGAGCAGAGCAAGAAGCUGCAGGAGUGGCAGCACGUCGCUGAAGCAACGUCAUAA